Messenger RNA from Nomia melanderi (Alkali bee), 3904 nucleotides. Lineage: Eukaryota; Metazoa; Arthropoda; Insecta; Hymenoptera; Halictidae. The record is from RefSeq and is a predicted model, not a curated record.
AUUCUUGGAGGGUAUCUGUUUGUCGCAACGCUGAUAUUCCUGUCGCUUCCCACGCCCAACAUUAUAAAGGACGGUAGGAACCUCCGGAACGUAUCCGAGCCGAGAACGUUAUACCCAGUGGACUACAACGUCGACCACGUAUAAGCUGAAAACAUCGCACAUUUUGAACGAAAGUAUCCCGUAUCGAGGUGACGAGUGGACAUCUGUGAACGUCCAGGAUUUCUCAGCGGAAGAGCAGCAGCGCGUCUUCCGGAAUAUUCUGCGUUCCAUCAUGGAGCACAACAAGGCCCUCGACUACUAUGGAAUUUGAACAACUUGGACAUUGUAUUGGGAAUGAUUCUCUGGCUGGUGGGCCAGGUAAUGCACUUACUCUUCCUCUGUCUUAACGGGCAAAGGCUCUCCAACUUUUGUGAAAACCUCUACUACGACGCGAUGCAGUGCCUAUGGUACACGUUUUUCGCCAAGAGUAAGGUCGUUUAUCGGUUCUUGAUUAUGAACAUUGCCACGCCCCGCCAACUGGUCGCCAUGAAGCUGGUGGUCUUGAACAUGCAAACCUUCCAAACGGUGGCACGUUUGUCAGCCUCGUACUUCACGGUAUUGUCAUCGACGUUAUGAGCAGCCUGGAACCAAUAUAGUCAAACGAGCCGAGUAUUGUAACAACUGUCGUCGAGUAUGCAAUAAAUGAUUGUAUUUUCUGCUUGACACGACGGUGUCUGUUCACGAUAUCCUGAAUGCGAAAGCUCGAGUUUCGGUGAAUCUAGCGAGGAGAAGAAUCAAAGUCGAAAUCGAAGUUUCAAAAUCGAAAGUUUCCCUGGAAAACUAAUCGCGUUGAUAUAAAUUGCGUGUAGAAUCAUGAGAGAUAGAUGAAAGUUGAUAUACCUGAGAUGGGCAGGUUAGGUCACAUUCCCUCGUACAUUCGACUGCAGCUCUAUAAAUGAAGCGAAACUCGUACCCUAUCGAUAGAAAAGGAACAACGGUUGAAAGAUCGUAAAGAUUACUUUACCAAAGGUAUCCCCAAGCUGAUCACGCUGCCGAGCACGAACGUUUGCUUGAGGACGCGCACGGACCUCCGCUGGAACGGCCAAACGCCGAACGCGGUCAGCAACUGUUUCGCCAGCGAGUACGCGGGCUGAUCGAAGAAGUCCAUCGUCGCCGGUUUUCAGCAGCACUCGCCACGCCUCGACUCGACGCGCGGAGAGGAUCGUAUGCUGCAACUCUUGCAAAUGUUGUUGUUAGCGCGGUGGUUGCCCCGUAUUAACACUGAAAUUUACAUGAGCAGCGAUUCCCACGCCGUUUCCGCGACCGUUACUAGCCCGGGAGAAAAAUUGUUAUCGAUCACGGGAGAAAAUGGUGCUUGUUGCGGGGAACGGUAUCGGGAGCUCUGUCAAUCGACGUACGUGGGAACCGUGUAGUUGUCGGUUUGAAUUUCCAGAUGCCUCUAGUCGAAUUACCCACACGAAACGACCAUAUUCGACUCAUCUUCGGCUGAUCCUCGACCUAGAGGGGCACCCGCUCGUCAGUUAUCGUCUCUCGGCUGAUCCGAGAAAUAAUUCUUCCUUCGUUCUAUUCUCAUCUUUUCAUUCGAUCGUACGUUCGGAUAACCAACACUGUUUUUCAUAUCACCGUUCUUUCUAGUACUCGUACUUCCAAUUGAAAUAUCGAACAUUCGAUCGAUUUCUUCGUUGAAAAUAGAAAAUCGAGGAAAAUAUCUAGAAUGGGAAAGGAUAAUCGAGGAGAGGUGAGUAGUUUCGAAUUAGUAGACUCUCGGGAUCGAAUCGAUCGGCGCGUCUACACAGUGUAGCGCGUUUUUCAGACUCGUUGGGAGAACACGGACCAAGAACACGACACACGGCCUUUGCGUGGAAUUCUCAAUUCUCUGGAACUGGAGAUCCGGCAUGAUCGAAUUAUUCCCAUUGUAUCUGCAGAACAAGCAGAAUUUGCAACUUUUAAUUAUCCUUUAUACUAUCCUUUUCUACAUUCUUUAAUGAAUUCUUGACGAUACUUGUAAGUGUUCAUAUGUACAUACAUACAUAUAUAUAUCGAUAUCACGGUUGGGAAAUCAGGGAAUCGGAAACAGUUGGGAGGAAAUUCCGCCGUGAGACCUCUACGAGGUUCGUUAAGCUCCUUUCCAAGGAACAGUACCAUCAUACGAAGCUCACCGGCCUGAAAGGAAAUGGUUUCCGUUUUCGCUUUCUUCGCUUUCUUCGCUUUCUUCGCUUUCUUCGCUUUCUUCGCUUUCUUCGCUCUUUUCGCGUUCUCGCUUGAUCGCCGACACUAUAUAGUAGGAAACAGUAAUUCGAAACGGUACAUGUUCCAGGCGGACAAAGCGAAACAGUUAUGGGACGAGAAGCGGUACGACCGUUUCAUCCAGUGCCUUCCGUCGAUGUUAACGUCGAGCAUCGCCGUAUUGAAAUAUUUGAACGCCAUGGUGAACAUGGACAAGUUGAAGGACAUCCUGUUGGCCAUUCGGAGCGACUCGGAACGGCACCAGAACCAGCCGGAGUACCGGAUUUUCCACAAGCACAGCAUGGAGGGAAGAACGUCCGUUGUAGCAUUCGCCGGCUACAUGUGCUUCGCGGCCGUCACGUACAUGUCGCUCGCCGUCCACAUGCUCGUAGAGGAGAACGCGAACCGCGUGAACGCCUCCGUGCCCAGAGAAUUCUUGUACCAAGUGGACUACCACGUCGACCACGAGAAAUAUUUCUACCCGAUAACAGCGCACACCUACUACGUGACCCUGCUGGUGAUAGCGAUAAUCGUGGCACUGGACACCCUCUAUAUCAUCGUCAUCCAGCAUUCCUGCGUUUUGUUCGCUGUCCUAGGGUUCAAGCUGAGAACGGCUCACAUCUUGAACGAAAGUGUCCUGUACCAGGGUGACGAGUACAAAAACGUGAGAAUCUUGAGAUACACCGUGGAAGAAGAGAACCGUGUGUUCCGGAAACUCGUAGGCUGCGCUAUGGAGCACAACAGAGCGCUCGAGUACGUGAAGCUGCUCCACGCGAUGUUCUCCAGAACGUUGCUCGCCCAAAUAAUCGUAAACAUCUUGUCCCUGAGCGUCAGUGGAAUAGAAAUACUCUUGCAGCGAAACAACUUUGACGUUGUACUGGGAAUGAUCGUCUGGCUGGUGGGCGACGAGGUCCACCUGUUCUUCCUCUGCCUUUCCGGACAGAGGCUUUCGGACUUUAGCGAGAACGUCUACUACGACGCGGUGGAGUGCAUGUGGUACACGUUCUUCGCGAAGAGCAAGGUCGUCUAUCUAUUCUUCGUGAUGAACACCCUGAUGCCUCAGCAAUUGGUCGCGCUGAAGCUGACGGCGUUGAACAUGGAAACAUUCCAAGCGGUUCGUUCACUGUCCUCCGUGUUUGCUCGUUUGCCAGCUGUUUCGACGAAUCCCGCGGCUCGCCGAUCGAGAUCGAUCGUCGUCGCGAUUCAACGGGAAACAUGGUUGCAGGUAACGCGAAUGGCUGCUUCGUAUUUCACGGUUUUGUCUUCGACCCUUUGAGCGAAGGCGGAUGGAAGGCCGAGCAGAAUUUCCGAGCGUCGAUGCGAUUCGUCGAUGCGAUUCGUCGAUGCGAUUCGUCGAUGCGAGAGCCGACUAGCAAUCUUUACGGAAUCAUAUCCAAGUAUAAGCCGACGUGUAUAACAUCUACAAGAUACAUUGUGCGCGUGUGCGUGUGUGCUAUUUAAUACUCGUUAAUCUGUAAUAUUGCCAUACGUCGUUGAACGCGACACGCGUUUCAACCGACAAACCUAUAGGAAUUACCAUGAAACAAGGUGUUUGCACAAGAUCCAGCUAUCCAGAAUACAAGUAUCGAAUAAAUCAGUCUUUUGCCAGAAAUUCUUUCAGUCGGUUCGCGAAACCCAUUACACCUUCGGUUUGGUUCGUUGUCGAGUUUACCUUUAU